This is a messenger RNA of Pipra filicauda (Wire-tailed manakin), 3857 nucleotides long. Its product is annotated as protocadherin gamma-B5-like. Gene Ontology annotation, cellular component: plasma membrane. Gene Ontology annotation, molecular function: calcium ion binding. Bases 1328 to 3841 code for a protein of 837 amino acids. The record is from RefSeq and is a predicted model, not a curated record. Gene Ontology annotation, biological process: homophilic cell-cell adhesion. NCBI's taxonomy places the organism in Eukaryota, Metazoa, Chordata, Aves, Passeriformes, Pipridae. The transcript has a single exon.
AGCAAGUGCCAGGGAUUUCUGUUAUUCUGACGCUUAGUAAAGUCAUUCAAUCCAGUCAGGAGAGACCUACUAGCCCUUUGAAAUCACUGCAGCUUGCUUAGCUUACAUCUUGAGGCCUCCAUGAGUUUUCAGGUGCUAUGGGGAUGAGUUUCUAAGGCAGAGUUCUGGUAAAGCAACUGAAAAACACAGGACUGUAGUAUCUGCCCCGAUGAGGUCAGAUGGAGGUUUGGGAUCUGUGUAUGAACAAUCAGAAUUCACUGAAAAUCUUUUGGCUGAUUUUGUGGUCCUACAAUGGACUGGCCAGGUGAUGGGACUUUUGCCUGGAGGUUCACAAAAUCAAAACAAUGGAAAUGGGAAAUCUGUUCUUAAAACAAGCCUGAUUUUUGAGUUUCCAUCAAAAGCACAGGAGGUUUUAUGGGUGGAAGAAGAUUCAGAGUGUAAGUAUGGACAGAGGGCAAAGAGCUUACACUGCUUUGUACUUUCUUUUCCUGUGCCAGGUAUGUACAGUGUCAUGGGUGCAGUUCCACUGCUUUAGGCUUCACAUUUCUCUUCAAGUCUUAGCAUUGUAUAAAUCUGCUUUUGCCUUACACCCUCUACUCAGAGAAGCUAGAGAAAUGGUAUCUCAGGUACCAGUGAAACACAUGAUUUCUAAAGCAUGUGAGCAAUCUACUUUUGGCUUCAGUUCUCUGGCUGUGCAUGAGGGAAACAAUCUGGAAACACAUAAUUGCCCUGCAAGAAAUAUUUCCUUCUUAAGUUUCGUGCCAAUGCACACCACAAGAUGCCAAAGUCUUUGGUAAGGUGCAAUAGUGGUUGAUAUGUCUAUUACAGCUACAAAAGAAACCAACAGAAAAAAAAUCGGUAUUAGACUGCAGUAGCUGCUGUAAUCAUUAGGGUUCCUACUUAGCAUUAAGCGAGUACUUUGGCGCUUGCUGAUAAUACCAGAAGAGAGACCCCAGGGCCGCUGCAGCCCCAUCCCGGGCCAAAGUUGUUCCCCGCCGAGCGCGGGCGUGAGGCGGCUGCAGUGUUGUGUCGGCGCCUCCGGGUGCCGCUGUUGGGCCGCCGGCGAGCGUUGCUGGAGCCGCCGCCGCCGCCGCCUGUGCGUGCUGUCCCCGCAGGCUGCUGGCUCGGGCGGGCAGUGCGGGCCAGAGCGGCAGCGGCACGGGCAGCAGAGGCGAGAGGCGGCGCGGGCAGCAGAGGCGUGCGAGUGGGAGGCGGCGGCGGUCCGGGUUUGCUUUGUCGAGCGCUGCUGUGGCUGCGCCGAGCGGCUGCGAGGGAGGCGGGGCGGCGGCAGGAGCCUGGCGAGCUCGGCGAGCGAGCGCUGUGGGCGAUGUCGGGCGGGCGGAGGCCGAGCGGCGGGCCGGGCGGCGGGCGAGCGGCGGUGCUGGGCGCUGUGCUGCUGUGGCUGUGCUGGCGGGCGGCGGCGGAGCGGCUCCGCUACUCCAUGGCCGAGGAGCUGCCCAGAGGCUCGCUGGUGGGGCCGCUGGCCCGGGACCUGGGGCUCAGCGCCGACGAGCUGCCGGCGCGCAAGCUGCGGGUGGCGUCUGCCGGCAAAAAGCAGCUGAAAUACUUCUCGGUGAGCGAGGAGAACGGGAACCUGUACGUGAGCGAGAGGCUGGACCGGGAGGAGCUGUGCGGCAAGUUGGCGUCCUGCUCGGUCAGCUUUGAGGCGCUGGUGCACAACCCGCUCAACGUCUUCCGUGUCGAAGUGGCCAUUGAGGACGUGAAUGACAACUCCCCGGUCUUCAGCAAGGAUGCCCUGGACCUCGAGAUCGGUGAAUGGACGGUUCCAGGUGCUCGUUUUCCUCUGGAGAUGGCCCAAGAUGCGGACGUGGGAAGUAAUUCCCUGAUUACUUAUCAACUCACCAGCAACCCGUCCUUCAGUCUGGCCUUGAAAGAGAUCACGAGUGGAAAAAUGCAGCCGGAAUUAAUGCUGGAGAGAGCGUUGGACAGAGAGAAGCAGAGCUCCUUUGAGCUGGUGCUGACGGCAGUGGACGGCGGGGACCCAGCGAGGUCCGGGACUGUCCAGGUUCGGGUCAACGUGACGGACUUAAAUGACAACCCGCCCGUGUUCAGCAAAAACGUCUACGAGGCUCGAGUGGCUGAGAAUUUGCCGGCAGGUUCGCUGGUGCUGCAGGUGCGGGCCACAGAUGCAGAUGCGGGGUCCAAUGGGCGGGUCUCCUACUCCUUUGUCAACGUCCCGGCCGGGAUCCGCGAGUUGUUCUCUAUCGACAAAGAGAGCGGUGAGAUCAGCACCGAGAGGCCCCUCGAUUUCGAGGAGACGAAUAUAUACAGGUUCGCUCUAGAAGCGAGGGACGGGGGCGGACUCAUUGGUUACUGUGAAGUUCAGAUAGACGUCACAGACGAGAACGACAACACACCCGAAAUCACCAUUCUGUCACUGUCGAGCCCCGUACCUGAAGACGCACCGGUCGGCACUGUGGUGGCCCUGCUGAACGUCCAUGACCCGGACUCCGGCGAGAACGGUGAGGUGUCGUGCGAGCUGUCGGGAGAGGCGCCGCUGUCGAUCGUGGCGUCGUCGGGCGGCUCUUACAAAGUGGUGACGGCGAGCGCGCUGGACCGCGAGCAGGCGUCCGAGCACCGCGUGACGGUGGUGGCCCGGGACCGGGGCAGCCCGGCUCUGUGGAGCAGCGCGGAGCUGUUGCUGGAGGUGUCGGACGUGAACGACAACGCGCCGGUGUUCGAGGAGGCGUCGUACAGCGCGUACGUGCGGGAGAACAACGCGGUGGGCGCGCUGGUGUUGCGCGUUGUGGCUCGGGACUUGGACGCGGGCGCGAACGGGCGCGUGAGCUACUGGCUGUCGGGCGGCAGCGCGGGCGCGGCGGGCGCGGCGCCGCUGGUGUCGGUGGAGGCGCGGAGCGGCGCGGUGUACGCGCAGCGCUCGUUGGACUACGAGCAGUGCCGCGAGUUCUUGGUGGCCGUGCGGGCGCAGGACGGCGGGUCGCCGGCGCGCAGCUCGACGGCCACGGUGCGCGUCUUCGUGCUCGACCAGAACGACAACGCGCCGCGGGUGCUCUACCCGCCCCCGCCGGCGGCGUCGGGAGCGGCGUCGGCCCCGGGCUCGGUGGGUUCGGCUUUCGAGGUGGUGCCGCGUUCGGCGUCGUCCGGGUACCUGGUGGGCAAGGUGGUGGCGGUGGACGCGGACGCGGGGCGCAACGCGUGGCUGUCGUACGAGCUGGUGCAGGCGUCGGAGCCGGCGCUGUUCCGCGUGGGGCUGCAGAGCGGCGAGGUGCGCACGGCGCGGGCCGUGUCGGAGAGGGACGCGGCCAAGCAGCGCGUGGUGGCCGUGGUGAAGGACCACGGCGAGCCGGCGCUGUCGGCCACGGCCACGCUGCACGUGGUGCUGGCCGAGAGCUUGCAGGAGGCGCUGCCGGAGCUGAGCGAGCGGGCGGCGGGCGCCGAGGCGGCGGGCGAGCUGCAGUUCUAUCUGGUGCUGGCGCUGGCGCUGCUGUCGGCGCUGUUGGUGCUGAGCGUGGCGCUGGCCGUGCUGGCGCGGCUGCGGCGGGCCGGGCCGCCCGGCGUGCUGCGCUGCCUGGGCGCGCAGCGCUUGUCGCUGGCCGGCGCCGCCUUCCCGGCCGACUUCUGCGAGGGCACCUUGCCCUACUCCUACAACCUGUGCGUGGCGGCGCCGCCCCGCUUGGCCGCCGAGGCCGCUUGGCCGCCGCCGCCGCUGCCCAUCGUGCCCGCGGAGGAGCUUGUGGCCGGGGAGCCCUGCGAGAAACCGAGCCCGAGCAGCAGCGCCGUCCUGGGAGAUCCGCCCGCCGACACCGACGCACCGCAGGUCAGUAAGCCCCUUCACGCCUUCUCUCUGAGGUUUUCCUAAGGGUAUGCAUGUGGCA